AUGCCUUCCAUCACCCGACGUCGACGUUGGGUGGAGACAGCGGCACUCCUCCUGGCCCCACUUGCCCUCGCUGCCGACGUACCCUACUUGCAGACCGUCUACGCGACUAGCGCACAAUGUACGGUCGACGGCAGCAACUGGAUCCUUUACCUAGGCAACCACACCGCCCCGUACGCAUGGGACGCUGCCGCGAACCCAGAUGGCGCGGCCUUCCGUGAGCGCACACAACAGAUGCACCUUUACACGACAACACCCAGGCAGAGCAUCACUUGCCGCGUGCACGGGUCAGGAAUCAGCGUCCUCGGCGGCCUGCGGUUGCCUGUCGGCGCCAACCUGUCCGAUCCAAACGUCCUCAACAUUACUCUAGACGGGCAGCCGGUUGCCCAGGAUGCAAUGACCCUUACCCAGACCAAUGGCACAUGGCAGUCGACCUUCCUUCAGGUCCCAGCGCUUGGUGGUGCGCCCCUCGCAGGCGAGAUGCACACCCUCCAGAUCCAGACUGGUGCGACCUUCAAUGGUUCCCUCGAGAUGUGGGGCAUGGUCGCCAACUCCACCGUCUCUACCGACGGGUGGACCCCAUACAGUACCGUCGGUCAAGGCUCCUCCACCGGGACCGAGCUGCCGUUUGUCUUCAACUCGUCUGUCGCCAGCACCAUGUACAACUGGAAGGAUCAUGACCCGGCCGUUCACAAUUUCCGGUUGCAGAACGUUGCUGCACCUGAAGUGGCUGUGGCAGUGCGGAAGAAGCUCGACGCAACCGUCAAUCUCCCGAAGAACUCGUCGUAUCUCGUCGUCCACGGUUACAGCGGACCCAACUACGGUACUCUCUUCCUCGACAUCGAACCCGCGCCGCCCGGCAUCUCCAACCUUCCCAUUAAGAUCAACACGAACAAGCCGUGGCUAAUCUACGACACCCUCUUCGAGUCACCCAUGGACCCUACUACCAAGAAGUACACACUCACUUUCUCGACCAAGGACGCGGCGCUUGGUGCCGGUGUCUAUCUUGCCUCGACAAAUGUUUUCGAGUACCAGGAGAAUGCACAGAAUCCGUUCACUGGAGGUUGGGCGGACGGGACCAAGCCGAAGCCGAAGAAGAACCUCGGUCCUGUCAUAGGCGGGGCCGUCGGCGGAGCCGUCGGAGGUAUCCUUCUCAUCGGUCUUCUCAUCUUCCUCUGGCGCCGCCAGCGCCGCCAGAGCGCCGCCAAGAAGGCCAAGGCUGCCAUCACGGCCUCCGAUGAGGGCUCGUCUGAGGGCUCGCUCGGCGAGAGCGACGCCAUGCUCGAGAAGAACGGAAGUACCCGUGCAUCGCUCCGACCACCUAGCAUGGGCGGCCGGCCCAAGUCGGGUGUGUCUGACCGCCGCCAGUCAGAGAUGUCCGCGAUGCUGGAGCGCGACAAGCGCAAGUCGACCAUGUCGACCAAGUCGUCCAGGUCAAGGCGUCAGUCUGAGAUGCCUGCUCACAUGCGCGCGGGCGACCAUCAGAAGGACCUCGAGAGCUGGCUACUCCCCACUGGUGCUUACUCUGGCGGCGCGCUGCGCCAGUCGCGGCGAGUCUCGAAUGUCUCCGGACGCGGGUUACUCGACGGCCUCGCCGUGCCAUUGCACCCCAUGCACUCGCGCCCCAUGUCGUCGAGCUCAGGGCGUGGCCUGCUUGAUGGCCUCAAUCCACCCCCAAUGCCUUCCCGUCCAGUCUCCUCUACGUCUGGACUCCCACCUCUGGACACCUCGGCCGCUGUGCCAGCUUCGCCUCCGCCCAACCUCUCACCUGUGGAACAGACGUUCGCCGCCUUAACGAGCAAGUCUGCCCACUCCCCCAAGUCACCCACGCGGGUCGCAGCUUCCCUGCCACCAGGCGCAGCGGAGCCUGCACCAGCGCCUUUGGUCUUCCGGCAGGCAGGGUCGCCCUCGGCUGAUGGGCUGUCAGUUGCAUUCCCAACCCAGGGAACCCCAGCUUCUCCCGCCAAGCCAGGGCCACCUACACACGCGCCCCCCUCCCCAACACACGCCCCGAGUGGGCGCGAGUCAGCAGCGUCCCAUGCGGAUUCGUUCUUCUCCCUUCCUGAUGAGUCAGAAGGCGACGCAGGCAACAUGACUGUCGGCUCCGAGGGCUUCUUCAGCGCACUCUCACAUGACGCGCCUGCUUCCGUCUUCUUGCAGCCCAACCCGUCCGGCACGCGCCCGCCGAGCCGCCAGGCAAUCCCCAAGGCCGGUGAGAACGAGACGGAGGCGGUCCGUGGUGAGCCUGCAGUCGACGAGACACAGUAUAUCCCGGGGACGGCCAUGUAA
This is a messenger RNA of Cutaneotrichosporon cavernicola, 2286 nucleotides long. RefSeq lists its product as uncharacterized. Bases 1 to 2286 code for a protein of 761 amino acids. The transcript has 8 exons. The record is from RefSeq and is a predicted model, not a curated record. NCBI's taxonomy places the organism in Eukaryota, Fungi, Basidiomycota, Tremellomycetes, Trichosporonales, Trichosporonaceae.